AUAACAUUCUAAUAUUCAAUUAUUUAAAUUAUGUCCAGUCCUUAUCAUUCACCUUGCAGAGAAGAGAUCAGAAAAGAACAUAUAAUCGGUACCCUUCACGCAGAAAAUGAGGAUAUAAGAAGAAGCAAAGCUCAUGAAGCAGAUGGAUUGGAGGAAUCCCUCCACAGUGCACAAUAUGCCUUGGAUAAAGCUACUGGGGACAGACUAAAACUUGAGAAUAACUUCAAGAUCCAGGUUGAUAACGAUGCCAUUGUUAUAAACAGACUUAAGAAUGAAGGAAUUGAUUUGAAGCAUACCCUAGCUGAUAGAAAUGAAGAGAUUGCAAGACUCAGAUCAACACUCAGCAACCUCAAAUACACUGUUGACCUCAAACUAGGAGAUGCUAACCUUCUUAGAGAAGAUAAUGCCCACUUGAAGGACGUUGCCAAUAGACUUGACAAGGACACAAAGAUUGAAAUUGACGUUAACACCGGUCUUAAAGCUGACUUAGAUGGCACUGAAGCAAGGAAUAGAGAUCUUAGCAAUGCCUUCGUUUCAAACAGAGACAAGAUUAGAGCCUUAGAGGUUGAUAACGAUAACUCCAGAGCCCAUCAAGACAACCUCAACAGAGAUAUUGACUCUAUUGAACCAAGAAUCAGAGAUGCUGCAGCCCAAAUUCAUGUCUUAGAUGGAAGAGCUAGAGGAUUUAGAGCUGAUCUCGACCAUAUAGAUGCCUCUAUUGGAGACCUAAGCGGAAAGUUCGAUGCUGAAAAGGAACUGUAUGACAGAAUCCAUGGAGACCUUCUUAAGGAGACCGACAAGAAUGCUGCUCUUCAAGAAGACCACAGAAGAUUAGUGGAUGCAAUUGAAAAAGCAAGAGCUGAUAUUGAUGCUUUAAGAAGAGAAGUUGAAGACCUCAAUGAAAAAGUUAGAGUUCUUACCUCAAGUAAUGCAGAUUUGGAAUACCAACUUGCUGAGCUAAAGAGACAUAUUGAAGUAUUAACAAGACAAAAUGAUCAGCUUAACAUUGAGCUGAACGGAAUUCUGGAUCUCGAUAGAAAAGUCAGGGAAGAACUCGAAAGAAGAUCUGCCUUAAUUGAAAAACAAAAAAUGAACGAAGAGGAAUUAAGAAAGUCUUUGAUUGAUGUUGAAAAAACAAGAGCUAGUUCACCAAGAAGAGCCUAAAGCGGGACUACAAAUUUUAUCAUAGAGAGGCCA
Moneuplotes crassus is the source of this 1197-nucleotide messenger RNA. The record is from the annotation of a GenBank genome assembly. Lineage: Eukaryota; Ciliophora; Spirotrichea; Euplotida; Euplotidae.